CUAACCACGGUCCUGGAGACGCCUGAGUCUGCAGCAGCGCACGAUCUGCUCUAUUCCCAGUCUGUAUCUGAAUGACGGGCGGAAGGUUUGACUUCGACGACGGCGGCACUUACUGCGGGGGGUGGGAGGAUGGCAAAGCCCACGGACACGGCAUCUGCACCGGACCCAAGGGCCAGGGCGAGUACGCCGGGUCCUGGUCGCACGGCUUUGAGAUAGUAGGGGUGUAUACCUGGCCCAGCGGGAAUACCUACAAAGGCUACUGGUCCCAGGGGAAGCGACACGGGCUCGGCGUGGAGAAUAAAGGCAAAUGGAUGUACCGCGGGGAGUGGAGUCACGGUUUUAAGGGUCGGUACGGAGUCCGACAGAGUCACAACACACCUGCUAGAUAUGACGGGACCUGGAGCAACGGGCUGCAGGAUGGAUAUGGGAUCGAAACCUAUGGAGAUGGCGGUACCUAUCAGGGCCAGUGGAUGGGUGGGAUGCGACAUGGCUACGGCGUACGUCAGAGUGUUCCCUAUGGCAUGGCCACUGUUAUCCGCUCUCCUCUGCGUACCUCUCUGGCCUCCCUGCGCUCUGAGCAGAGCAACGGCACGGUGCUCCAGGACCUCUCCUCCCCUGCGGACACGCCCACAGGCAGCCGUGGUGGCUUCGUCCUAAACUUCCACUCAGACAGCGAGGUCGUCACGGGCAAGAAGAAGGGCCUGUUCCGCCGCGGCUCGCUCUUCGGAAGCCUUAGGCAAUUGCGUAAGUCUGACUCUCGGACCUCGAUCUCCAGCAAACGCAGCUCCGCGCGAAGUGACGCUGCCAUGAGCCGCAUCAGCUCCAGUGACGCCAACUCUACCAUAUCCAUCGGUGAUGGCGAGCUGCCGGACGAGGACUUUCCCCUGGAGGACCAUGUGGAUGCCACCACAACCGAGACCUACAUGGGCGAGUGGAAGAACGACAAGCGCAAUGGAUUUGGUGUUUCAGAGAGAUCCAACGGGAUGAAGUACGAGGGAGAAUGGCUUAACAACAAGCGCCACGGUUAUGGGUGCACGGUUUUCCCAGAUGGCACCAAAGAAGAAGGGAAGUACAAAAAUAACGUGCUGGUUCGUGGAAUAAGGAAGCAGUUGAUUCCUCUUAAGAACCCCAAAACCAAAGAGAAGGUGGAUCGGGCUGUGGAGGGGGCACAGAGGGCUGCAGCCAUUGCCAGGAGUAAAGUGGAAAUAGCAGCUUCCAGAACGGCCCAUGCCAGGACAAAAAGCGAGGCUGCAGAGCAGGCUGCCAUCUCUGCUGUGCAUGACUCUGAAAUUGCCAGGGCGGUUGCAAGGGAGCUUUCUCCAAACUUUUACCAACCAGGACCUGACUACGUUAAACAACAGUCGAAGGAGCCCGUGGUGGAGAUUAAAGAGGUCCCUGUUGAAAAGAAGGAAAAGUCCCCAAAAGAUUCUCCCCACUUUUACCGCCAAGGUACCACUCCUCCUCGAUCCCCCGCAACCAGUCCUGUAGCAACGUCUCCCCCCUCACCUCACUCCAGCAAGAAGAAAAGUCAACUCGCCAACAGCACCAGCCGCAAAACCAGCAAAGAGGAGAAACCAUCCCGCAAGUUAAGCAAAGAAGAGAAGUCGAGUCAUAAACCCAGCAAGGACGAGCGGUCUAGUAGAAAGCUGAGUAAAGAGGAGAGGCCGACUGUAUCUGACGGCCCUAAAGCUUCUCAUGGGCACCUUGAGGCUCCAGCGAAGCCUGCGAAGACUCAGCAGUCUCCCGCAGCGACCGCUCCUCCUCCACAGCCUCCUCCACAGCCUCCUGCUGUUCCAGUCAACGGCGAGCUCCACACCGAGUACCACAGUUACUAUGUCAAGCCCCCCACAAGGGUCCCUCCCCCUCCGGACCCUGAGGACGAUAUAGAGGAAGAGCCUAGUGCUCUGGCCCUGGCGCGCAUGCCCCCACAGCCCCCUAAGUCCUAUAGUACCCCUACCCCUAAAGCAGCCUCCAUACGGGAGAGCAAGAGCGAACCUAAACUCAGGAAGCAGGAUUCCCUAAAGCCAAAGAGCCUCGCAGACGCAAAGAAAGCCAGUAUGGAGAUUGCAGACAGUAUGGAAGAAACAGGUCCUAACUCAAUCCUGGUUGCAAUGGUAAUGCUGUUGAAUAUUGGCCUUGCAAUUAUAUUUGUCCAUUUUCUGACAUGAUGAUGCUGUUUCUCAGUGAAACCAUGGCAACAAGUACAGUUGCAUCACCGGCCUUGAAAAUGAAAAUGGCGCCAGUGGACACGGGGGUGGCCGUACGUAGGUGUUGAGGAAUCAACAUGACACCGAAGAGAAGAGAAUCUAGGAGGGAGGCAACACUACCACCAACCUGUCAUGGGCCUUCUUUAGGGGCCAGCCCCGUGAAUUAGCACUCCCUUGGUUAUUCUAAAAGCUGGAGGGGAAAUGUUGUGUCUAGUGAGAUAAAAAAAAAAAAAAAAAAAAGUUUAAAAAUGCAACCAAACACACACACACAGGCUGAAAUACAGAAGUUAUUGAAACCCACACGUAUGCUGAUCCAAGCACUGGUCUCUGUAGCCCACUCCCACUGCCUUGGCAGGGAGAACGGUGGGCUGACGGACUUUGUUGGACGAGUGUGGAGAUGCACUUUUAGAUGACGGGAGCAAACAGCUGCCUUUCUAUUUUGCCAUCUGACGUUUUGAUGGGGAGAUGUGAGCCUGACGGCACAGUGUGGGAGGAGGGGGGAAGCGGGUGGCACAGUCACAGCGGGAGCGUGCGUUUUCUUUGGGGGUGGGGGGGCGGGGGGGUUCACACCACUCUUGCAGCAGGAAACUGGGCACGACCGUUGCCAGCAGUCAGUGCUAGCACGGUCACUUUCCAGUCUUACUCUGUUUUACCCGAUCAUCACUGCAGCUUUGUCGAGCUCUGUCCAUUGUAAACCCAGGAUACAUCGCUUUGACACACUCCCUGUGCAUGGUACAGUUUUCAACGUUUUCUUUUUGUUUGUUUUCUAUUACAUUGUACCUUCUUUUUUGUUCUUCGUUGUUCUCUGAAUGUUGGUAACCUGCAGUCAUAUACUUGUAGUUCAAAAGAAAAUCUGAGUAAAUAUUUUCCCCCUUUUAUUUCAAAAUUUUACUCAUUUCAACUAAUCGGAUGCAAUUUGACAUUAUGCAUCCAUGCUAAUGAAAGUGCAAUACCACUAUGUUUUAUUUUUUAUAAGUAAAGCUUAUAGUAUAUUUUGCCAAAAAAAAAAAAAAAAAAAAGAGGAAAUAAUGAAAACCCAGUGUUGGAUUUAAUUUUUUCAACCUCAUCAUUUGAAUGACUGGUAUUGAGAGAAGGUGUCAAUGAGCAGCUGGCACUGUGUGUAGGAAGCAGGAUCACACUUUAAAAGCUACCUAGCUCUGUGAGAGUGAAGUAACAGAUGUCUUAUGUUAUUUAUUAAAUUCAGAAGGAAAAGGAUGUCAUUGUACCUGCCAAGACCAUUUAGCUUGAAUUCCUUCAUUUUAUUCUUUGCUUUCAUUUUUCUUUUCUCUCAAAUGCAAAGACGCAGUUCACUCAGCUGCUUCAGCCAGCCCAGCAGUGCUCGCGUGCUUGUGAGACAGGAUUGAGAGAGAAUCCUGUGGACAGUUGAAGGUGAAUUUAUUCAGGUUAAGGCCAUGGGGAAUGUGACAGCAGGGAGGAAGGAGAUAUGCCUUUUAAAAAGUCUUUAACAGUACUACUGUUUACCUCAGAAACAGAUGAGGAAGGGGGAGGGGGGGGGGGGGGAGAGAGAGGUGCCAUCCUUGUCUUAACUUUGUCGUGCGGGGGAUAUUUUGACUGUUGUCAUCACCUGAAUCAUGCUUUGAUCUUGCCUCAUUGUAGCCGUUUGUAGUCUUUGUUGCAGGUAUGGCAUGAGUUUAUUUGAUUUAUAAAAAUAAAAAAAAGAAAUGGUUAUUUAUAUGAUUGACAUUUAGUGUCAUCUACCAAGAAUCGUUAUUUAUUCAUUGUAUAACUGAUGUGUUUGUGAACAUUUGUAAUCACAAAAAAGGGCUUUAAUAUGGCUACGUUUUCUUUUCUGCAACUGUUAGCACGUCCAAAUUUAGUUUGCAAACUGUUCACGUCAAAACAAAACAAAAACAAAAAAACGAUAUAACGAUACGUUCAAAAUCUUGAUUCGACAAUAAAAGCAGACGAAGAAAUGAAUGAUUCAAAAGAAUUGUAAUAUUAUGAACGUGAUGCAUUUAGGAGCAACUCUUCACCCUUUCUGUACAACACCCUCUUUUUCUUGUUUCGAACUGUCUUCACACAAGCAUGGUGAAGAUCGGCGUUUCAGGAGGGUCUAACAGAACAAGCCUGUUUAUGGGAUAUUUUUUUGAAAUGCAACAUUGCAUGUUGUAGUCAUUUAUAUAUAGAAUAUUAUAUACUAUUUGUAAGGAUUUUUACAGAGCACAAUCCAGAAUCUGGUAUGAGUUGGUAUUUUUCUAACAAUUUGCACACCUGUAUUUUGACAAUGGAAUAUAACUUGUUUGUAAUUGGUAAUGUAAUGCACAUAUGAUAAUGUUUGACAGUGGAGAAAAAAAAAUCUUUAUUUCUGAUUGGUUGUACUGUAUGUACCAUUUGGGGAUGUGAAAGACAGAUGAUGUACUCGUUUGAAUAUUUAAGGAUAUAAUGAACUGUGGGAGACUUUUGAUAUCUCAAGGUUCACGUGACCCCACUGAUUUGUGCAAAGUCUUUGGAGAUGAAGUUAUGUGUAUAACAAUAAAGAUGUUAUGCCUUGAUAAACGA
Messenger RNA from Labrus bergylta (ballan wrasse), 4727 nucleotides. RefSeq names its product junctophilin 1a (gene jph1a). Lineage: Eukaryota; Metazoa; Chordata; Actinopteri; Labriformes; Labridae. The record is from RefSeq and is a predicted model, not a curated record. Gene Ontology annotation, cellular component: plasma membrane; junctional membrane complex; endoplasmic reticulum membrane.